This is a messenger RNA of Sclerotinia trifoliorum, 366 nucleotides long. NCBI's taxonomy places the organism in Eukaryota, Fungi, Ascomycota, Leotiomycetes, Helotiales, Sclerotiniaceae. The record is from the annotation of a GenBank genome assembly.
AUGUCUACCGAAUCGACCGAAGACCAGAAGCUUCUCCAAGCCGUAUUUAAACAAAUUGACCUUGCCAAUAUCAGUUUGAAUUUCGAUCAAUUAGCUCAAGACCUCGGCAUCGUUGGCGGCAAGAAUCCGAAGGGCGCUGCGAGCAAGCGUUGGUCCAGAUAUAAGCAAAAGAAUGGACUUGUCUCAGGAAAGUCGGCCAAGAACGAAUCCGGUGAUGAUGCGGAGACCGACAUAAAGUCUGAGUCAAAUGCGGGGAAUGGGAAGAAGACAGGGAAGGCAGCGGGGACUGCAAACGGAAGGAAAAAGGCUGGGUCGAAGAAAAGAAAGUUGAUCAAGGAUGAGGAUGAGGAUGAUGAGCCGGAGUAG